Messenger RNA from Paramecium tetraurelia, 477 nucleotides. RefSeq lists its product as uncharacterized. The record is from RefSeq and is a predicted model, not a curated record. The transcript has 3 exons. NCBI's taxonomy places the organism in Eukaryota, Ciliophora, Oligohymenophorea, Peniculida, Parameciidae. Gene Ontology annotation, molecular function: zinc ion binding.
AUGAUUUAAUAUCCUGAUCUUGAUAAGCGUGCUAGCAAUUAUAAGUAAGAAUGUAAACUACCAAGUUAUCCUCCCCCUGAUGAAAAUGUUUAAGCAAUAUAGAUUGGAUAACCAAUACAAGCUAAUUAUUUAUAGAAUAAUUAAGUAAAUUGGGCUCAAUAAAGCAAUAUUCCAUAAUAUGUUCCUGCAAUUCCAAACACUUAGUAUCCAAGUUCAUUGUAAUAAAAGAACUUUGGAGAACUUGAUAAAGAGAAUCUUCCUCCUUAUUCUUUGAGUGUGAGAUGUCCUGAGUGUGGCGGCAUGAUUUAAACAAAGUUAAAUUACGUUCCUGGGUGUCUUUCAUUUAGUAUAUGUUUAACGAUGUGUGCUUUUGGAUUAUUUUGUGGUUGUUGUUUAAUUCCUUUCUGUAUGAAUUGUUGUAAACGAUAAGUCCACCAAUGUCCAUUAUGUGAAAAAGUGCUGGGAGAAGUUAAAUGA